Messenger RNA from Mus caroli (Ryukyu mouse), 909 nucleotides. RefSeq names its product chromosome unknown C22orf39 homolog (gene CUNH22orf39). The record is from RefSeq and is a predicted model, not a curated record. NCBI's taxonomy places the organism in Eukaryota, Metazoa, Chordata, Mammalia, Rodentia, Muridae.
CGGGGCCUGGACAUGGCGGUCGCAGGCAGCUGGCAGCCUCCCCGGCCGUGCGAGGUCUACCGCGCCGAGUGGGAGCUCUGCCGCAGCGUCGGGCACGUCCUACACCACUACUACGUCCACGGCAAGCGGCCGGAUUGCAGGCAGUGGCUCCGCGACCUGACUAACUGCCUCGAGUGGGAGGAGAACCGCAGCGCCGAGGCCCAGCGAUCCCUCUGUGAGAGCGAGCAGGUUCGGGUCCAGGCUGCUCAGAAGCACACCUUGGUAUGGGCCUUGAGGCAAAGGCCCCCUACGGACUGGAACCUCCCUCUACCACAGGAGAAGGACAAGUGACAAGCAACUGCAACCCUGCCCUUGACCUAGACUUUGACUGGCUCUUACUUGACCUGGAACACAGAGCAAAGCAUUUCCAGCCCUAAUUGCCUGCUGCCCCCUGGAUCUGGGCGUAUCACCACUGCAAUACUGUGAAAGACAACCUGUGCGCACAUGCAGGAAGCCAAGCACUGAGGCAGGUGUCUGUGAGCACUCAGCUGCAUCCUGUCCAUGCAAUCUCCCCUGAGAACAUCGUCACCAGAGGUGGCAGCCGAGAGUUGUGAGGAUCCAGGGCACAGUGGCAGCCCCGACUUGUGAGGAUCCAGGGCACAGUGGUUAGAAUAAGGUUGCUAGACUACCUUACUCUGAUUGUGAAUGACCUCCUUGGCCAUGAGAGGUGGACUGCAGUGUCUUGUUUAGUGACUAUCGUGGUAUGAAAGUGCCGAGCUCAUGCUUGCUCAGCUUCCCUGGAGACACGGUAGAGCAUGCUUGUCCUCUGCACCAGCACCUUUUACUGGUUUGCAGACUUAGAAAGAAAGAAAGAAAGAAAGAAAGAAAGAAAGAAAGAAAGAAAGAAAGAAAGCAAGCAAGCAAGCAAGC